This is a messenger RNA of Volvox carteri f. nagariensis, 555 nucleotides long. RefSeq lists its product as uncharacterized. The coding region runs from base 1 to 555 and encodes 184 amino acids. NCBI's taxonomy places the organism in Eukaryota, Viridiplantae, Chlorophyta, Chlorophyceae, Chlamydomonadales, Volvocaceae. The record is from RefSeq and is a predicted model, not a curated record. The transcript is spliced from 4 exons.
AUGCCUCCUGCACAUUUCCCAUCCCUUCCCCCCCCGCCUCCUCGUCCCCCCCCCCGCCUCCUCGUCCCCCCCCCCGCCAACCCCCCCCCUUCACCUCACCUCCUAGGAGCGGUUCACUCCCAAACAGCACGACCUCACCUCCCAGCACCGCCACCACCACCACCACGACAAGGGUCGUCACCACAACCACCGCCACCACAACCACCGCCACCACAACCACCGCCACCACCACAAUCACAACCACCGCCACCACAACCACCGCCACCACAACCACCGCCACCACAACCACCGCCACCACAACCACCGCCACCACCACAACCACAACCACAACCACCGCCACCACCACAACCACAACCACCGCCACCACAACCACCGCCACCACAACCACCGCCACCACAACCACCGCCACCACAACCACCGCCACCACCACAACCACAACCACCGCCACCACCACCACCACAACCACCGCCACCACCACAACCACAACCACCGCCACCACAACCACCGCCACCACAACCACCGCCACCGCCACCACUGCCCCCAGGGUGUUCUUGA